GAAAACAUUCUCUCUGAAUUGGUUGUUCUUUCAAAGUGAUCAUUCAUUUGGCACCCAUUUCUUUUCUUUCACCCAUUCACUCCUUCCUUUCAUCUUUUCCAUUACACCCAUAAAAAUAAUAGUAGAAGAAGAGAGGAUACAAUGUGUGGAGCAGACAGUCAAGAUACGAAUGCGUCAACACGAGUAGAAGAAGGACACACCCUUGUUUUCCCAGAACAUCUUUACGCACAACUCACCGAUGCUCAUUGUCACAUUCAAGAUGAUCGUGAGAACAUUCAUCAGCUGUCUCAGUCCUGGUUAGCCUCUACUAGUAAGGGCAGCAAAGAUAACACUGUUCCACCCCUCUUGACUGGCAAAGUCUGUUUGAUGGGUGUCCAACCUUCUAAAGAUCUGGGACUAGUGUCAAAGGGUGAUUCAUCUAUCAUUGAAGGCACUGCUUCACUUUCUGUCAAUGCGUCCAUAUUACGAGGCCUAUCCUCGACUCCAGUGGUCACCGUGACCUGGAACGACACUGAUACAAUGGGUGAUUGGGACUUGGUCUCGAAACUAGCACACGAUCAUCCUGAUAGGGUCGUGCCCUGCUUUGGCAUCCAUCCUUGGUUCGCACACAAGUAUAAACCACUUGAGCCGUCGUCUUCAUCACUGAGAGGGCUCGAACUGCGAGGAGUGUCCCCUCAAAAUGGACCAUCUCCCAUCCAAGGGGCAGACAGCACUACAUCAACAACAAAACCCUUAUUGUCAUUUUCAUCCACGUCCUUGACACCCGUCCCUGGGCCUGGGGUGCGUCGGGAGGCAUUUUUGGCCAUGUCUAAACAACUGCAAGAACAGAUGGCGAAAGAGAGUCGUGAGAAGGAGGAGCGUGCGAAAGCUGCAUUGGAGAAUCAUCAACAAGAACAGAACAGCAAAGAAGAAAGAGAAUCGACAAAUAAUAUUAUUGCUGACAAUAACGCUCAACAGCAGCAAGGUGCUGCUGGAUCGCAUCAUCAUCCAAACUAUGCUCAUUAUCAAAAAGUUCUGAGCCUUCCCAGUUCUGCACCAGCAACAUAUUUGGAUGACCUGGCCAAGCGACUGCCCGAGCCUCGGGCACUUGAACCUGCAUUAAAAGAGUUGCGACGACAGUUGGAAGCGCAUCCGCAUGCGAUUCUUGGCGAAGUUGGCUUGGAUAGAACGGCACGUGUUCCAGAACCUUCUAUGACAAAUACAGUCGAGCCUGUUGAUAGUGCAGGAGGCAUAGUUGAAACUGAGACUGGAGGUGAGAAUGAUAGAAAGGAACAGAAAAGAAUAACGUUGGCCUUGACAUCCAUUCAACAUCAGCUUGAAAUUGUGCGAGAGCAACUUAAGCUGGCAGCAUCGUUGAGCCGGCCCGUCAGUUUUCAUUGUGUUCAGGCAUAUGGACAUUGGCAUGAUUUCUUGAUCCAGGAAGGCAGACGGAUGAAGCAAAUAGAGGCCGAUCAUGGGUAUCAACUCCAGCUAGAGCAGAUUCGCGCUUCAGGUGGAGCUGUGACCAUUUCUCCGGUGAGUCCGUCAGGGAUUCGGCUGAGUAAUAAAUAUGCCGCGAGGUUGAGGAAGGAGGCCAGAGACGCGGCAUGGGAAAGACAUGUAGCCUCAACCCUCCACGAAUCGUCGGAUGAGGAGGAAGAGGAGGAAGAGGAGGAAGAAGAGGACAUGUUGUCGGAUGGGGGACAGGAAAAUACAGAUGGCCGUGAGGAGAGUAAGAAGAAAAUGACUGAAAAAAAGGCUGACAACUCGACUGACACAAGGUUAACCGCAAACACAAGUAAUGAGGAUUUAACAGAAGUGACGGUAAAGGAUAGUUUGAAUAACGUACCUCUGCACGAGGUGGUGCUACCUCCACGACUCUGCAUGCACAGCUAUGGGGGCUCAACAGAUAUGAUCAAAGCAUUUACAAAGAUGGACCAUCCACCCGAGAUCUUUUUUUCAUUCUCGAUGUUAAUCAAUGGACGACUUCAAGAACGGAAGUUGAGAGAGUUGAUUUUGGCUGUGCCUGAGGACCGAUUGUUAAUUGAAUCGGAUCAUCACUCGCACACUCAUGUUGAUCAAUUGUUGGUGGAGAUGGUCCAUAAGAUAGCUGAGAUUCGUAAAUGGAGUAUUGAAGAGACAGUUCAAAAAACAGCUCGGAAUUGGCGCCGAUUUGUGUACGGUUGAAAAGAUUUAAAAAAAAUAGAGACAAGAGGACACAAAUAAACAUUUGAUGUAUGGAGGUGAUCAACCAGCAACGUCCAUGAUGACGAUAAUAAUAAUAAAACCGCCUUAGCAAUUCCUAACC
Molecule: messenger RNA, 2287 nt
Organism: Lobosporangium transversale
Lineage: Eukaryota; Fungi; Mortierellomycota; Mortierellomycetes; Mortierellales; Mortierellaceae
Exons: 1
Coding region: 142-2166 (674 amino acids)
Molecular function (GO): hydrolase activity, acting on ester bonds
Source: RefSeq, a predicted model, not a curated record